AUCUUCACUCUCGAACGAAAGGGUUGCCAUUUUACUUAUAGAUGUUGUUGCUAUUUGGCAUCUUUUUUUGGAGCAUUAACAUAAAUAUUAAAUCCCGUUAGCAAUUAUUUUAAAAUUUGAUUCCUGAAAUUUUUUAUUGUUUUUCUUUGCUAUUAAAAAUAUAUAUAUUGCUUGCUUAUUCAAACUCUUUAAACGAAUCAUUAUCUCUAUUAGUAUUUGAAUGAGUUUAAAAAAUUUGAAAUUGUAAAUGAAAGUAGCCAAGAGAGCGAUAAAUGAUUAUAUGUAAAGGUGAUUUCAAAUUUCCAUUGCCACAUUCUGCGAUCACAGGAGUGCCGGAAUUUUGGUGUUAUAGUUGUAGUAAACAAGCAAAGGAAAAGUUAAAUUGUUUUUAAUAACAAUAUUUAUAUUCUCAUAUACUUCUAGAAAUAUAAACUAAAUUUAUAUUUCACAUCAGGACAUGAUAAGCAAAGUUACAGAAACAGAUUGACGUCAGUGUGGAGAUUUUGAUUUCCUGUGUUUAUCAACCUAAAUUUUAGCCUUCAUUAUGUCUGUUAAUUUAACAAAACAUAAAAAUGCUUUACUUGAUGCUAUGAAAGAUGUUGUGGAUGAUAAAUCUGAGACGGAUUGGGCUUUGUUUGGUUAUGAGAAGCAAUCAAAUGAUUUGUAUGUGGUUGGCAAAGGAGAUGGAGGACUCGAAGAGCUUGUGGAUGAAUUGAACAGUGGAAAAAUUAUGUAUGCAUUCUGUAGAGUUAUUUGUCCUAACAGUGGACUUCCGAAAUAUGUAUUUAUCAACUGGCAAGGAGAAGGAGCUCCAUUGACUCGAAAAGGAACUUGUGCUAAUCAUGUUGUAGAUGUUUCAAACUUUUUUAAGGGAGCACAUGUUACCAUAAAUGCAAGGAUGGAAGAUGACGUGGAACCUUCUCUGGUAUUAGAAAAAGUAUCCAAGGCUUCUGCAUCUACAUUUAAUUUCAAGGAUAGAUCUGAACCUGUAGAAAACACAACACCAGUAGGAAGUGUUUAUAAAAGGAUUAAGCCAACACUUGAGAUAAAUCCAGUUGAAAGAGAAAAAUUUUGGAUUAAGGAACAGGAAGAAGAGAAGAAACGAAUAGUUGAUGAAAGAAAAAAGGCAGAGGAGGAAAGAAAACGGUUAGAUGAAGAAAGAAAAGAACGAGAGAUCAAAGAUUGCACUGCUCGGGAGGAAUGGUCUGCAGAACGGUCUAGAUCAAUAAAUAAGCUGCGUGAAGCUGAAAGGAAUGCAAACAAUUCUGCAAGAAAUACAGCCCAAGAAAAAAAGCAAUGGGAAAAACAAUUAGAGGAUGAAGCUGAAGAUGAGAAAAAAAGGAGAACAAAAAGUGAAAGUUUGAGAAGAGAAAGAAGUCAUGAAGCGCAGUCCUUGAUAUCCCAGAGGACAAUCAAUGCCAGAGCUAUUUUUGAGCAGAAUACGUGUGCAGGUCAAAUGAGUAGUGUAAAUGCCUCCAGACAGCCUAAAGUUCUUCAGGAGUUUGAGCAAAACCAAGCGAGGUACGAAAGUCAACCGAACAGCGCAAACCUUAGUCCCACACAAGAAGAAGCAAAGCCUGUGCCUGCUGCAGAAGUAUCCUCUGCAGUAUCUCCUCCUCAAGAUUUCAACUAUACUAGAAAUUUACUGAAAGAAGGUUUGCCUCCACGCCAAGAUUCAGAAAUGGAGUUGAAUGCAGAAGAAGAAGAGCAAAACUGGGAUGAACCAACUCUAGAAGCUCCGCCUAAUGUUCGAGAUCCAUUGGUAGAAAUGAUGGCAGAGCAUGGCAUAUUACGUCAAACAGUGGAUAACACUCAGGUUAUUUCAUCCAGCACUUUUUCAGAUGGAUUGAGGGCACGUGCCCUCUAUGAUUACCAAGCUGCUGAUGAGACUGAAAUUUCAUUUGACCCUGAUGACAUAAUCACCCAGAUAGAACAAAUUGAUGAAGGUUGGUGGCAGGGUAUGGCUCCUGAUGGUUCUUAUGGUCUCUUUCCUGCAAAUUAUGUAGAAUUGUUGGACUCAUAAGAUCUUUUUUUUAUUAUGCCCUCAUUUACUAUCUGUGAUGAAAGGAUAAUUAUCAAAAUAGUCAUUUUUUUUCACCUUCUCUCUUUAGCAGACCAUUCCUAUAAAUAUAAAUUGUAUUAUGCAUUGUUGUUUGGAUUGAUAUAAUACUUAUAACAUUUUGCUAAAAUCCUACUAGAUAUAUAUUUAUGAAAAAAAGUAUUAAAUAUCUAAGAGUUAUUACAUGAAAACUAAAAGAUCCACCUUAAAUUUAUAGAAACCUGAAUGAAGAAAUACAGGAUGGUUAAAAUUAAACUGACAAUGCUCAUGAACUACUAGCUCCAGUUAUACUAGAUGGAUUCAAAUUAAAGUUUUUAAUAUAUAAUAUGUAAAUCGAGUGGUCUAAUAAGUGGUUGUAAAAAGUUAUACAAAAUUUUACCACCAGUUUCCACUGUUAUCAAAUAAAAAGAAAAAUAACAAAUUAGAAAUCAAAAAUUAACAGAAUAUUUUAUUUACUUGUGUGCUUUAUGUGCAUACUUUAUUAUACAAAAAUAUGCUAAAAUAACCCCACUGAAUUAUCAACAUUCCCACAUUGUAGGAAUUAGCAGGGUAUGGAGAAUGAUGCUGACUUUCAAGACCUUUUAAGUUGCAUUUAAACAUUUUCUUAGUUACAUUUCUUUUAUUCUCGAUAAGCAUAAAACCUCACAUCCAGAUGUCACUAGGGUUUCAGAUCCGGUAACCCUGCUGGCCAAUUUAGUUUUUAAAGCACAUUACUUAAGCUACACAUUUGCAUGUACUCUUUAACAGUACAGCACCAUCUAAAUGAAAACUCCAAACUAUAUUUUUCUGAUUAAAAUCUCAACUGCAUUUACUGGCAUCUUUUAUUGAAACCUUUUACAGACACAUGAUUUUUCAGCAUUUUUACUGAAUUUGAUAUUUUUGGAGCAAUGUUUUCAUUAUCAUGUAAACUCAAAAUAUGCUGAUAAAUUGGAAUAUUUAUGCCAUUUCUGUGUUUUUGAUUCUAAUUUGGUGUCAUGUUUAUCUUCAGUAGAACCAGAGUUGCGAACUGAAUAUUUGCAGUUUACUUUUAAACAACCUGUAUUUUGAAGUUAAUUUCUGUAUGAAUGAAUCCAAGCAUUUAAAGGUGAGAACAAGCGAGUGAAUCUUGCAUUUUAAGGUGAAUUACUGAGGAAAUGAAUGAAGUUGAAUUAUUGAAUGAGUGAAUCUUGUAAGCAAAGAAAUAUUAAAUAUAAGUUUAAUUAUGCAUCCUAAAUUUAUAAAAGUCAGAAUAAAAAAUUUUAUUUGUGGUUACGAUUUACUGAAUGAAUAAAUCUGAGCAUUUAAAGGUGUGAUUAUAAUAGUGAAGUUGAGUUAUGAAAUGAGCGAAUCUUAGCAUUUAAAGUUGAAUUAAUCAGUGACUUUUCUUAGCAUUUAAAAUUAAGAUUUAUUUUUGCUAAACUAAGGUUUUUCAUUCAGGUAUGAUUUUCUGUAGCUUGUAUGUAUUGUUUUAAAUUAUUAUAUAAAAGUUUCUAGAGAUUUCUCUGUAACUUAAAAUUGAAUUAUACUUUCUUUGAAGGCAGGGUUCUACAAACAGGUAUUUUGUUUAAUCUUGGUACUUAUUUUAGGAUUUGCUUUUAUCGUGAAUUUAUUUAUGUCUUUUUUUUUCAGUUUUAAACAUUUUUUGAAAUAUAUUAAUUAAAAAUAUUUGGUAUCAUAUAAAUAUGAGCUAUAAAAAGAUUAUGAUAAAUAAUUCAUAUGAUUACCAAUAAUAUAAUUUUAAAAAAAUUAUCUUUAAAAUUUGAAUGAUUACAAAAAAAGUUUAUUUUUAUCAUUCAUUCUGUGGAGAAAAGAAAUUAUUGGUCACAAUUAAGUUAGAUGUUUGCUAAAAAUCAAAAUUGUUAGGGUUCUUCCAUGUUUUGAUUCUAACCCAUACUAUUUAUUUAAAGAUAUAUAUUUUUAAUAUUUUGUAAUUAUGUUUUAAAUUACAUAAGUUGCUUUUCGAUUUCAUGAAAUACAUGUAUUUUAUUUAAUUAAUAGUGCUACAUUACAAUUAUAUAAAGGUGUUAUUAUUUAUUUUUUUCUCAAAGUCACAAAUUUGUGAAUUCAUUUUUUUACGAAAAGUCGUUUUGUGAAUUAUUUUUUUAUACAUUGCAUUUAGUUCAACGCUCAAAUUUCGUGUGAUUUUAUUUACAAGUUGGUUUUGUUUAACAAUUUUUGACCUGGGAUUUUGAUUUUUUUUCAUUGAAUUAGACUACUUCAUUAUUAUUAUAGCAAUUUGUUUUCAAUUGAAUAGUUGCACUUAAAUAGAUACUUAGAAGAAAAAAAAACAUUCCUCCCUUUUUGCAAAAUAUAUUUUAACAAAAAUAAUUUACCAUAGACUUUUUAUUUUCUAAUUUGCAUCCUUAUUGAAUUGUGGAUAAAUUAACUUCAUGAUUAUGCUUAGUAUCAAUUAUUAAACUUUUAUCUUUUUAUAAUUAUAUUUCCCACUUUCCUUCAUCUUCAGUUUUACAAAUUUUAAAAUUUUUCAGAAAUCAUUUUUACCAGUUCAUUUCUAUGUUAUGAAGACGGGAAUUGUUUUUUAUGAAUGCUUUUCAUUUGAUGAAUAAUCUUAUAAUUUAUAUAUUUAUUAUUAUUUUAAAAGAAAAUUACGUUUUUUUUCAGCAAAAAAAGUGUACUUAAAUAUCCUUUUCAUCUGGAGCAACCUUAUUUGUUUCAAUCAUAAUCAAUUAAUUCCAAUUAAUUAAUACAAUUUCUUUAUAAGAAUAAAAAAAAUUAAAUUCUUUUUUUAAAUAUUAAAAUUAGGACAUUUUGCUAUUUUUCAAACUUAAAUAUACUUUGUCCAAUGUGCAAUAUAAAAGUGCUAAUUAAAAUUGUGCAAGCGGUAUCAGCAUAACUUCAUCAAAAAGAAAAAUAAUCUAUCAAACUUAUGUUAUAACUUUCUUUU
Parasteatoda tepidariorum (common house spider) is the source of this 4943-nucleotide messenger RNA. RefSeq names its product Actin binding protein 1 (gene Abp1). Gene Ontology annotation, cellular component: postsynaptic density; lamellipodium; cortical actin cytoskeleton. Gene Ontology annotation, molecular function: actin filament binding. Lineage: Eukaryota; Metazoa; Arthropoda; Arachnida; Araneae; Theridiidae. The record is from RefSeq and is a predicted model, not a curated record. Gene Ontology annotation, biological process: neuron projection morphogenesis; positive regulation of dendritic spine morphogenesis; regulation of actin filament polymerization.